CCUUUUCUUCCCGAGGCAGGAACGUCAUUUUUCAGGGACACCCCGUCCCCGUUCGGUGCUUCUGGCUGUGUUUGGAGAAAGGUACCGUCAUGGCGUCGGGAACAGGGGAGCCGUCCACCGGACACGAUGCAGAACUGGACGAAUUAUUGGACAGUGCGCUGGAUGACUUUGACAAUAAGCCGGCCCCUGAACCCGCAGCUGCUUCCUCUUCAGCCAACAGCGGUGCAGAGAAGCCUCCUCUGCUCGAAGACAGCAAACUCUUCGAGACUCUCUUUGAGGGGGACAUGGCGUCCCAAGCCAGGGAGGAGUGGGAGAAGGCCAUGACCGAGCUGGCCCACGAGGAGCCCGAGUUACUGCAGCACUUCCAUAAGCUGUCGGAGGCCGCGGGCAAAGUCGGCACCGACACGGAAUCCCAGCAGGAAUUCACUUGCUGUCUUAAAGACACCCUGCGUGGCCUGGCCAAAAAUGCAGAUAACCUGCAGUCCUCGGGACUAGCUGGAGACGACCUCGUCAAGGCCCUGGAGGGCCUGGGAUUGGAGGAGGGCGGCGAAGGAGGAGGAGGAGGAGGCAGCGGCGGCGAUGACGGAAACAUCCUCCCCAUCAUGCAGUCCAUCAUGCAGAAUCUCCUCUCCAAGGAAGUGCUUUACCCGUCUCUCAAAGAGAUCACUGCCAAGUACCCAGAAUGGUUGGAAGCCAACAAGCCGAGCCUCAGCCCAGAGGACUACCAGCGCUACGAGCAGCAGGCCAAAAUCAUGGGGGAGAUCUGCAAGGGCUUUGAGGUCGAGGAGCAAGGGGCCGCAGAUAAAGACGGCGCGUUCGAGAGCAUCAUGGACCUGAUGCAAAAGCUUCAGGACCUGGGCCAGCCCCCCAAAGAGCUCGCAGGCGAUGCGCCUCCAGGCUUCAACUUUGACAUGGAGUCCCUCAACCUCCCAGGAGGCCCCGGGGCCGGGGCGGCAGAUCAGUGCUCCAUCAUGUGAGGAGGCCCUUCCAGAAGCCCCGGGGUCACGGGGUCACCGUGUGUGUGUGCGUCAGGCGACAGGCAGGGAGUGAAGGAGUGUGAGGCGACGGUCAGGCAGGAGUGUGACCACACUGGUCGAGACUGCUCUCCCUCGAGUUGAAGGUGUGGGGAUGCAGACAACAACAACAACAACAACAACAACAACAACAACAGGAGGAGGAGGAGGAGGAAGAGGCACGAAAACCAACGGGAACCACACACACACACACACACACACCAAACCCACGCUCUCCUGUCUAAAAUCACUGAACGCACAGCUGAGAACAUUUCAACAGCUCUGCAUUAGUUGCGGUUGCCGCAGUUACGGUUUAGUUUUAACAGCAUUACCUAUAAUAAAAAAAAAUGUCCUUCAUGUUGUUUUUAACAAACUGUUUAGCCUCAUGGUAAAAAUCUAUCAAGCCACCUCGCGGGUAUUAACAGUGCCUUUUUUUUUGCAAAAAUUACUUUAAGUUAUUAUUUUUAGGUCUUUUAGAUUUUGCUGUCAUUCAGCUAAUUGCUCAAGAUUAUAGUUUUAAAGUGGGGUGAAUUCUGCAAUAUCGUCCCAUUUCUACACCCGAGUGAGAGAUCGUUCUUUUGGUGCUUAAUUAAACACACACACCUUUUGUUUUGUGUGGUCGAUGCAACUUAACGAGUUGAUAACCUGUCGACGUGUAAAGAAACUGGAAGAAGAAGAAGGUAGUGUACAUUUGUUAAUUAUUUAAAUGAUUUUAAAAAAAAUACUAGAGAGGUUUGAAAGCCUCGUGAGAAGUUCCCAGCGCCAACUGAUUUAAUAACCCUCCCCUCCCUCUGAGUGUUGUCUCCCUAAUCCCAUGUAUUGAUUUGAGAUGAUUGACAAGAUGGCUCCUGUAUGCCUUUGCUGUGUAGAGUUGCCGUGCAAAGUGCUCCCCUUGUGAUUCCCAGUGUGUUUUAAUGUGCAGAGUGAAGCUUCGGGAGUGUUUACCACCUCGUUCUUUUUGUCCUGUACGUCAUGAGGACAGAAACGUGUCCGUCAUUGUUGCAGAUGAUCUGUUGGGUGAAACUUUUGUGGGUUUUGUUUACGCCAGCGGACGAAUUGUACCUCUGUGGCCGUAGAGAGAGGACUAGAAGUCACCAUCGGUCUCGUCAAUAACUGUAUCAUAAAGGAUUCAGUCAGCCGUGCGGUGAAAAGGUAACAGGUGUACACUGAACACGGCUGAGGGGAGGUCCGUGGAAGGGGGGUGCACUCUAUUCAACUCUCAGGGCCGAUGCAAACAUCCCCACG
Messenger RNA from Cyclopterus lumpus (lumpfish), 2258 nucleotides. RefSeq names its product peroxisomal biogenesis factor 19 (gene pex19). Gene Ontology annotation, biological process: protein import into peroxisome membrane. Lineage: Eukaryota; Metazoa; Chordata; Actinopteri; Perciformes; Cyclopteridae. Gene Ontology annotation, cellular component: peroxisome; peroxisomal membrane. The transcript has 8 exons. The record is from RefSeq and is a predicted model, not a curated record. Bases 90 to 977 code for a protein of 295 amino acids.